Rhagoletis pomonella (apple maggot) is the source of this 1580-nucleotide messenger RNA. RefSeq names its product protein valois. The record is from RefSeq and is a predicted model, not a curated record. The transcript is spliced from 5 exons. NCBI's taxonomy places the organism in Eukaryota, Metazoa, Arthropoda, Insecta, Diptera, Tephritidae. Gene Ontology annotation, molecular function: protein binding. Gene Ontology annotation, cellular component: methylosome. Gene Ontology annotation, biological process: oocyte axis specification. Bases 233 to 1321 code for a protein of 362 amino acids.
GUUUACGAACCGGUAGGUUUACGUUCUUGACUAAUUUCAGCUUUAUUAUUAUUCAAAUGUGGUAUUCACAGUUUUCGGUCCUUCUCUAUACUUUACGUUCUCUGCAAUAACCUCAAAACACGUCCACCAAGUCUUUGAAAAGUUAUUUCUAUAAAAAUAUUGGCGUUAUCUCUGCAAUAAACUACGUAAACUCAACAUUUCCAUUUUAACACUAAAUGCGCCUUAAAGAAAAAUGUUUCCCAUAAAACAUUGUGUGUUAUAUAGAACACCGGAGGAGCAUCAGCCUCCAGAUGAUAGCAGUCUUGCAGGCAACACAGAGUAUCCUAAUCUGAACUCUCGCGAUUACGCCAAGCGGCCAUUAAAUCGGCAUAUACGCAUGCAUCAACCAUGGGAAUGUAUUGCAGUUAAUACAGAACAAGAAGCGAUAAUAGCUACAAAUAAAUUGUCGGGCCGCGAAUGGUCUGGAUCCCUUUGGGGAUUUGAAAAUGUUGGCGAUGGAACUACGCUGAAACCAGCGAAAGCGUGCUACAAAUUACAAUGUCAAACUCUAAUUUCCUGCUUACAAUUUAUUGCGGAUAAUAUUUUUAUGGUGGCAAUGCGUUCUGGCCGUGUCCAAUUAUGGUCUACCAAAUCAGAAGUCCGCAAUCCCCACACACCUUAUUGUAUGUUCUUGAUAGGCGAGAAAUGUGAGCAUAUGCGUCCUAUUACCUGUUUGAACGUGAAGACGAAUGCAGAACAUGCAAUCACGGGUAGCAAAGAUGGCACUUUGAAAGUCUGGGAUAUUGGCUGUGGUGACCUUUUCUCGGUACACACAUUUCGGUAUGCGCAUACUGACGUAGUCACUAGCAUUGCAACGUCACAUAAGGAGCCUUCUGUAUUUGCCACAUCCUCUUUAGACCGUAGUACACUACUUUGGGAUGACAGACUUACAAGACCGGCAUUAGCACUAUAUGAAAAUCAUUCAUCUCGAUUUAAACAUUUGGCAUGGGCCCAUGCCAAUGAAAUUCCGGCCAAUGACCAUAUUAUAUAUUUAGGUGAUGAGUCUGGCUUUGUGCACACAGUUGAUGAACGCUUCCCAAACAAAUUUGUGCAGAGCUCAAGAUGCUUAAACCGAUCAAUUCACAAAAUGGUGCCAAUAGAAAACAAAAUAGCUGUUAUUGGAGACACAAAUAUUGUGAAAGUAAUUGAUGCAAACAACCACAGUAUCAUCUAUACAAAUGAUGAAUCCCAGAACUUUGUACGAGACGCUGUUUGGAAAGGCGCCUCGAAGCUACUUACUAUUGGUUAUGAAGGCAAACUACGUAUACACAAUUUACUAUAAUCAACUAUAACCAAAGUUAAACCAUUACAAAUUUUAAUUUUGUUUUAUUUAUUCUUGGAUCAUAUUUAAUGUUUAAUAAUAGCGAGAAGUAAUUCAAAGUUUACGUUUUUGAGAUGACGCCAAGCAAUAAAAUAAGAGAUAAAGAGAAUAUGUUCAGUCUAACAGAUAACUAAACUUCACAAAAUAUUGCGAAUAUAUGUGGCUUUCCAUCUGUAUUUUUGUAUACCAACUGUAUGAAUUGACCAAACUUUUAUUGCGU